Messenger RNA from Ostertagia ostertagi, 915 nucleotides. The record is from the annotation of a GenBank genome assembly. Lineage: Eukaryota; Metazoa; Nematoda; Chromadorea; Rhabditida; Trichostrongylidae.
AAUACCGUGAUCUUGAAACUGUCCGAGCUUUCCCCGACGUUCUCGUCCGUUUUCGCUCGUCUCGUUGCCAAGAACUUCGACGAGAAGUUGUUCGCUGCUGUCGAAGGCGCCGUACCAGAAGUGACAGCGUUGCUCGCUGAACGAUUCGAUCACAUCACGUAUACCGGUAAUCCGACGGUGGCCAAGGUGAUUAUGACGGCAGCGGCCAAGUAUCUCACACCAGUACUUCUUGAACUCGGCGGUAAAAACCCCGUGUCAUCGACUCAGACUCAGACAUUGACGAAGUUGCAAAGAGGAUUAUCUACUUCAAAGACGUAUAACUGUGGUGCUCCACACACUGAAGCAAAUCAAACCGAAGCUGAUCGCUGCGCUGUUACGAAACACUUCGAAGCGAUGGCACCGUUCAAGCAGAACAAAACCUUCGGUAAAAUAAUCCACGAGAGACACUUCGAUCGACUGUCAACAUUGCUCAAAAACACCAAAGGCAAAAUCGUCUACAAGCCCAAGGAAGAACCCUGCAGAGCUGAGUGCUUCCUUCCUCCACAUGUUAUCGAAAUUGAGAAGGACGACGUUCUCAUGCAGGAAGAGAUAUUUGGACCUCUUCUACCAAUCGUGACGGUGAAAUCGUUCGAUGAAGCAAUUGAAUGGGUCAGGGACAACGAGAAACCCCUCGGCGCCUAUCUGUUCACGGAAAACCCCGACAAGGUGAAACGCUUCCUUCUGGAGACGUCCAGCGGUGGUGUGACGGUGAACGAUGUGAUGAGCCAUGUUUUCGUGAGCACCCUCCCAGUCGGUGGUGUCGGUAACAGCGGUAUGGGUCGACUGAAUGGCAAAUAUGGAUUUGAUAAUUUCGUCCAUGAGAAGCCGAUUCUCGUGAGGAAAGGCCUUGGCAAAGAAGUCGUCGCGAGGCUGUGA